Molecule: messenger RNA, 627 nt
Organism: Lachancea thermotolerans CBS 6340
Lineage: Eukaryota; Fungi; Ascomycota; Saccharomycetes; Saccharomycetales; Saccharomycetaceae
Gene: RPC25
Product: DNA-directed RNA polymerase III subunit RPC25
Exons: 1
Coding region: 1-627 (208 amino acids)
Biological process (GO): DNA-templated transcription; transcription initiation at RNA polymerase III promoter
Cellular component (GO): RNA polymerase III complex
Molecular function (GO): DNA-directed RNA polymerase activity; DNA binding
Source: RefSeq, a predicted model, not a curated record
AUGUUUAUCUUGUCCAAAAUUUCUGAUCUGGUGCGGGUUCCACCAGACCAGUUUCAUAGACACACUAAAGCGGCGAUUUUUCACCAGCUUAACAACAAAUAUGCAAACAAAGUGAUCCCUCACCUAGGUUUAUGCAUAACAAUUUAUGAUCUUUUGGAAGUUCGAGAGGGUCAGUUGAAGCCAGGCGAUGGUGCCGCAUACAUAAAUACCACCUUCCGCGCCCUGGUGUUCAAGCCCUUCGUGGGAGAAAUCAUCACAGGCUGGAUUUCUCAGUGCACUGCGGAGGGAAUAAAAGUGUCACUGCUUGGUGUUUUCGAUGACAUAUUCAUCCCGCAAAAGAUGCUUUUCGAAGGAUGUUACUUUUCUCCAGAUGACAAUGCAUGGGUAUGGCCCAUGGAUGAGGAAACAAAGCUUUACUUCGACGUUAACGAGAAGAUAAGAUUUCGCGUAGAGCAAGAAGUGUUCGUUGACGUGAAGCCAAAGUCGCCGAAGGAGCGAGAAGCAGAAGAGCAGAUGGAGCAAAAUGAGGAUUCGGAGGAGAAGCCUAAGAUCGAAAAGCCACCAGCGUAUGCACUCCUUGGCAGUUGUCAAACCGACGGCAUGGGUCUGGUUGGAUGGUGGGAAUGA